AUGAAGUUCCCAGCUGGUCUCACUCCCUCCCAUCCUAAUCAGGUGUGCUUACUGAAGAAAUCACUCUAUAGACUAAAACACGCCUCAAGGCAAUGGUAUGCUCGUUUAGCAGGUGCUCUAAGCUACAAAGGUUAUUCUAGUUCUUUGAAUGCCUAUUCUCUAUUCUACAAACACACAGAAAAGCGAACUUCCAUCAUUGCAGUAUACGUUGAUGAUAUUCUUAUCACAGGAAAUGAUGACACAGAAAUACAACAUAUUACUAAGUUUUUGGAUUCUGAAUUCAAAGUUAAGAACUUGGGGAAUAUUCACUAUUUCUUGGGGAUGGAAAUACUCAAAGAACAACAAGGAUACAUAGUCAGUCAAAGGAAAUUUACCUUGGAACUGUUGGCUAAGUUUGACUGUAAAGGGCCUACUGUUUCAUCUCCUCUUGAUCCAUACUGCAAAUUGCACGCUGACUUAGAACCACCCAUGGAGGAUCCCACUCUUUAUCGACGAUUGGUGGGUAAACUUAACUAUCUCACCAACACUCGCCCAAAUAUUUGUUUUGCUGUUCUUUACCUCAGUCAAUUUAUGCAAAGACCCUUCCUUUCACAUUUUUCUGCUGGUCUCAGAGUCCUUCGCUAUCUUAGAUCCGACCCAGGUCAAGGUAUUCUCCUUUCUUCUGCUCCUUCUUUUGAUCUCGUCACCUUUUGCGACGCUGACUGGGCUGCUUGUAAGGAUUCUCGUCGAUCCAUCAGUGGCUUCUUCAUUACCCUUGGAGGUGUGCCCAUUUCAUGGAAAUCGAAAAAGCAGAUUUCAAUUUCUUUGUCAUCCGCUGAAUCUGAGUAUUGA
Messenger RNA from Nicotiana tabacum (common tobacco), 831 nucleotides. The record is from RefSeq and is a predicted model, not a curated record. NCBI's taxonomy places the organism in Eukaryota, Viridiplantae, Streptophyta, Magnoliopsida, Solanales, Solanaceae.